This is a messenger RNA of Protopolystoma xenopodis, 1278 nucleotides long. NCBI's taxonomy places the organism in Eukaryota, Metazoa, Platyhelminthes, Monogenea, Polystomatidea, Polystomatidae. The record is from the annotation of a GenBank genome assembly.
AUGAGAAUCACCUCCAUAAUAGGGGGAUUUAUCUGUUACCUUUUAUGUGAUGGCUGCACAUAUUCAGCUGGAAUACUAUACACUGUAUUCCUUUCUGCUUUUUCAGCCAAUAGCGUUUCAACUUCAUUACUUCCAGGAUUAAUAUACGCAAUUCCCCAAAUUAUAGCACUUAUUGUGUGUCCGUUCAUUGAAGUUGCUGGAUAUUCUGCCUCGGCAGCCUAUGGAGCAGCAAUAUUGGGCUUUAGUUUUGUUGGUCUGAUCAUAUUUUUGUUUUACAUGUUUCCGUUAGCUUCGGCUUGCACAAUGCUAGGUUCAGGAUUCGGCAUUUUUAUUUCAAAUCCACUCCUAGCUUGGGCUCUGUCCCUUUGGACCUGGCGUGAAAUAUUUUUUAUAGAAGCUGCAUUAUUCCUGAAUGUACUUAUCUCCUCAGCAUUUUUUUAUUGGCUUGAUGAGAACAAACGAUUAAUGUCAAUUAGUGCGGAAAAUUCAGAUUAUAUUAAAUCUCAACCGAAAACUAUAACUCACCUCAAGAAUUCGAUUGCUUCUAACAGUGAUCAUGGCUCGCAAAAUUCUUGGACUCGCAUUUUAUUCAGCCUUCGUGACAGUAUUUUCCAGCUUGCCUCGCGACGUAUCUGGACAAACCGUCCCUAUCUUUUUUACCUUGUGAUCAACGCCCUUGUAAUUGGUGCUGAUGUAAUUCCUUGGACUUUUAUGUACGACUACAUUCGUCGAGAGGCCGAACUUGGCCUUAAGUAUGCGGGCGAAAACGCUGAAUUGAAUGAGGAGCUGUUUGCGUGGCUGCCUUCUUCUAUGGGCAUCGGUUCUUGUAUCGGAAUGGUAUUCUAUGGAGCAACUGCCUACGCAAUGGACUCAUUAGCUAAACGGCGUAAAUUAAAACGGAACCAUGUCUUUGAUAUCCCUAGCUUGGCUGAAUCCACUGACAUCCAACUCAAGGCGUCUCCUGCCCCCAGUCAGAAGCAUCCCAUUUACCGUCAUUUUUAUCUAUCCAUGCUGAGACGCCAUUGGAUGCUGUUCUCUCUCAAUGUAUUCAUCAACUGCGCAAGUAUGCUUUUCGAUCAAACCGCAACCUACUUCCCAACAUUUAUCCUAGCCGCCAGUUUAUCUGGGCUUGGGUGUGUUUUAACGUUCAUUUCCUGGAUUGUUGAAUUCUUGAUUGGACAUCCAUCAUCGAAAUAUGAGAAAGCUGAGAAUCUGGAGGAGCAGUUUUCCAGCGUGUCUAUGAAACUGAUUUCCAGCCUCGAGGUUGACGAAAUGUAG